UAAUAUAGAUUCCCAAGAAGGAUGUAGUUCAAGCUUUCAAAAAACUGUAUACACAAAUAAAAGCGGUAGUGAAAGUAAUAGUGAUAGCAUACCUUCAAUAAUCGUAUCAACUAGCACUAAAAAAAAGAGUAAAAAGAGAAAAAGUAAUAAUAGAAAAAGUUUCAUGUGGGAUUAUUUUAAAGUAAUUGGAAAUAAGGACGUAUGCCAGGUUAUAAUUAAAAAAAAAGGAAGAGACAAGAAAUGUGAAAAAGAAUAUAUUCAUAAUAACUCGACAUCAAAUAUGAUUGCUCAUUUGCAAUCACAUAAUAUUGUAGAUAAUAAAAAAUUGAAAUCUGAAGCUCAAUGA
This is a messenger RNA of Scutellospora calospora, 346 nucleotides long. The record is from the annotation of a GenBank genome assembly. NCBI's taxonomy places the organism in Eukaryota, Fungi, Glomeromycota, Glomeromycetes, Diversisporales, Gigasporaceae.